CAAGAUAACAGUUUUAUACUCCACACUACACUACAUUUCUAGUUAAUUCCAUUUAUUUUUCUCUCCGUCAUUCUUCGUUUGCCUUCGAUCUUUCUUCUUCUUCCCAUGUUUUCUUGCCCAAAAUGUUGGCCUCUCCAAUUUCAGCCCACACUCUCAAUCACUCCCACGAAGCUUUUCCCUGUUGUUGGCGCUAUGGGAAUUCCGCCUAAACCCACACACCCAUCGCUCUUCCUCUAUCGUCUUCGUUUCACCUCAGAUUCUCUCUCGAAACGCCUUAUUUUCGGGAGGGUUAGCAGUGAUGGUGGUGGUGGUGCUGUUGAUUCUUCACAGCACCAAUCGGCAACUCCUGGCAUCAAAGAUGUACAGAAUGAUUCUUCUAGUAUUGGAGACAGUUAUGUGGCAUUAUUUGUGAGGAUGCUCGGCUUAGAUAAUGAUCCUCUUGAUAGAGAACAAGCAAUCAUAGCUUUAUGGAAAUAUUCUCUUGGAGGGAAGAAACACAUAGAUGCCAUCAUGCAGUUUCCUGGAUGCAUAAAUCUAGCAGUAAAUCUUCUUAGGUCAGAGUCAGUCUCUACGCGUGAAGCAGCUGCUGGCCUUCUACGGUCAAUUUCUCUGGUGAACUUAUACCGAGAAUCAGUUGCAGAAAGUGGAGCAAUUGAAGAGAUAACUGGCUUGCUUUGUCAACCGUCCUUGACUCCCGAGGUGAAGGAGCAAAGCAUCUGUGUCUUGUGGAAUUUGUCAGUAGAUGAAAAACUCAGAAUUAAGAUUGCGAACACUGAUAUUCUGCCAUUGCUUAGUAAGAAUCUUGAUGAUGAGGACAUGAAGGUGAAGGAAGCAGCUGGAGGGGUUUUAGCAAAUCUGGCUUUGAGCGCUUGUAACCACGGGGUUAUUGUCGAAUCAGGCUUAAUUCCUAAACUGGCGUAUCAGUUGAAAGCUGAGGCAGACAGCUCAAAAAUUCUGAGAAAGGAAGCAAGAAAUGCAUUGCUUGAACUUUGUAAAGAUGAAUAUUAUAGAAUUCUUGUCAUAGAGGAAGGACUGGUUCCAGUACCAAUUCUUGGUCCUGCUGCUUAUAAAUCCUUCAGACCAGGCCUGCAUUCAUGGCCCAGUUUGCCCGAUGGCACAGAAAUUGAACAAUCUUCCAAAGAACCUUCAAGAUUUGGUGCCUCUGAAUUACUCCUUGGGUUAAAUGUUGAUAAUAAUGCAAACAUAGAAGAAGGCAAGAUAAAUGCAAUCGUUGGCCGGACUCAGCAACAGUUUCUGGCUCGAAUUGGUGCCAUAGAAUCUGAAGAUAUGAAGGAUUCUCAAUCUGAAUCAUCUUCCAGUAACCAUCUUACACUCUUACCUUGGAUAGAUGGUGUUGCUCGACUAGUUUUGAUCCUUGAACUUGAGGACGAUAAUGCUGUAGUGAGAGCUGCUGAGUCAAUCACUGACGCAUCUAUCAAUGAACACAUGCGUAUUUCAUUCAAGGAAGCUGGAGCGAUCAAACAUUUAGUAAAGUUUUUAGAUUAUAUGAAUGAUUCUGUCAAAUGGGCUGCAGUUCAAGCUCUAGAGAGACUGUCAAUUAGUAAUGUGGUUUGCCAGGCAAUUGAAAAUGAAGGUGCACUUGGUCCUUUGCUCAGUAUUUUGAAGCUCUCAAGUAUCCCCGAAAAUGUGAUGGAGAAGACCCUCAAUAUACUUUCUCGGUUCUUGGACCCUAGUAAAGAAAUGAAGUCAAAGUUUUACAGUGGACCGGUAAACGGAUCUCAAGGGGUACAACAUUCAGAAGGAAAUUUUGAAGCUUCUAUCAGGAAAGAUGCGCUGGAUGCUGGUGUUGUUUCUCGCCUUGUUGAGAUUUUGAACACCUCAUCCCCAAACUUGAAACGGAAAGCCGCUUCUAUCCUGGAAUUUGUUUCUAUCAUGGACCCAAGCAUGGAAUUAAUCGAUCCUGUGGAGAUAGAGUUGGGAUUGUCGGCUGUUUUCCAGCUUGGAGUUUCAAUAGAUUCUGAUGCUGAAGUUUGGCAGCCAGAAAGAUAUGCCCUUGAAGUUGAAGAAGCUGGUCUUGCAAUUUCAGCAGCCUCCCGACUAUUAACAAAGCUUCUAGACUCUGAAAAGUUCAGCAACAAAAUAAACUCCACCCAUUUCACUAAAUUGCUUCGUAGAAUCCUUAAGUCGGACAUUCCCAUCAACCACAAAGAUUGGAUUGCUGCUUGCCUAAUCAGAGUCAGCUCCAUCUCGACGCUGAACCCAGAUUCCGGAGAUCCUAUCAACAUGGAGGUCACUCUAUACGAAACAAUACCAAGACUUAUUGAACAGAUUAAAAGCUCCUUCUCAUUGGAAGUUCAGGAAUCUGCUGUCGUGGAGCUGAAUAGAAUAGUCUCAGAAGGAGUGGUCGAUGCUACCCGAGCUGUUGCUUUGAAAGGCGGUAUCUUUCCAUUAGUAAAGCUGAUCGAUGAAGGAAGUGAGAGGGCAAUAGAAGCAGCCUUAGCUAUACUUUAUAAUCUGAGCAUGGACAGUGAAAAUCAUCCAGCAAUCAUAGCUGCUGGAGCUGUGCCAGCAUUGAGGAGAAUUGUUCUAUCACAACGUGUGCAGUGGCGACAAGCUCUUUAUUUGUUGAGGACGUUGCCAACAUGAAAAAAGGUACGCAAAAAGAAGCAUACGGAACAGAAUUAUAGUGGAUAAUUCAAAUUUUUGUAGUUUUUGUACCAAUAUCAGUCACUUCAACUUAAACAAUGUGAAACUGAAUAGAGCAGUGAGCUUUAGAAUGUUGUACAACAUGACAUUUCUUAUUUGAUCUGAAUUGUUCAUGUUUAUCCAGAAAAUUCUGGAAUUAGGUAA
Molecule: messenger RNA, 2811 nt
Organism: Cucumis melo (muskmelon)
Lineage: Eukaryota; Viridiplantae; Streptophyta; Magnoliopsida; Cucurbitales; Cucurbitaceae
Exons: 9
Coding region: 106-2607 (833 amino acids)
Molecular function (GO): protein binding
Source: RefSeq, a predicted model, not a curated record